ACUAAUACCACCACUAAACCACUAUGUCUCUUUGUAUUGCUAGUGGAUCCAGGAAGGUUUCCUCGUUUGGUGGAGGUGGUGGAUCAGUCAGAGUAUCCCGCAUAGGAGGAAGCUUUGGUAGUGGGAGUGUAUGUGGUUUGGCUGGGGGAUCCGGUGUCGGAUUAGGGAGUGGAUUAGGAGGGGGAGCAGGUGGUAGCUUUGGUGGGGGCUUUAGUGGUGGUUUUGGUAAUGUAUCAGUUGGAGGAGGCUAUGGAGAUGGCUACUGCCGUAGCUCAUUUGGGGGCUUGGGUAGUGGCUAUGGUGGAGGCUUUAGUGGGGGCUUUGGUGGAGCUGAUGGCAGCCUUCUGUCUGGUGGCGAAAAGGGAACCAUGCAGAACCUUAAUGACCGCCUAGCUAAAUACCUGGAUAAGGUGCGUGCUCUGGAGGAGGCAAAUGCUGAUCUUGAACAUAAAAUCCGGCAGUGGUAUGAGAAACAUGAUCCUGCUGCUGCUGGAUUACGCUAUGACUACAGCAAAUAUUACCAGAUAAUUGAAGAUCUUAAGAAUCAGAUCAUCUCUGCAACUAUUGACAAUGCCAAAUUAGUCUUGCAGAUUGACAACGCAAAGCUUGCUGUUGAUGACUUCAGACUUAAGUAUGAAAAUGAGCUGUUCCUUCACCAAAGUAUUGAAGCUGACAUUAAUGGUCUGCGCAGAGUCCUAGAUGACCUGACUAUGACAAGAUCCAACCUGGAAGCACAGCUUGAAAGCCUGACUGAGGAGCUAGUGUAUCUUAAGAAGAACCAUGAGGGAGAAAUGAAAAGCUUCCAGCAUGGCUCUACGGGUGAAGUGAAUGUAGAAAUUAAUGCUACUCCAGGAGUUGAUCUAACAAAGCUUCUUAAUGAAAUGAGAGCUCAGUAUGAAUACCUUGCUGAGCAAAAUCGUAAGGAGGCCGAAGAACAAUUUAAUAAAAUGAGUCAACAGCUGCAGCAACAAAUCUCUGAUGAUGCUGGUGCAGCAGACUCAGCCAGGCAUGAAAUAACUGAGAUCAAACGUACUCUCCAAACUCUGGACAUUGAGCUACAAUCCCUUCUGGCCAAGAAAUGCUCCCUUGAAGGCACCUUGGCAGAAAUUGAAGGAAACUACAGUUGUCAGCUUUCACAAAUACAGCUUCAGAUUAGCAAUCUGGAGGAACAAUUAAAGCAGAUCAGAUCUGAAAUGGAAUGCCAGAAUGCAGAAUAUGAACAGCUCCUGGGCAUCAAGACACGUCUAGAGAUGGAGAUUGAGACCUAUAGGCGACUGCUCAAUGGAGGAGGCGGCUUUAGAUCUGGUGGUUAUGAAUAUCAAGAAUCAAGAGUUCAAAUCAAAGCAUUACCUCUGCCAGUAAAGAACUCUUCAGAUCUUGGUAAGGAUAAUACUAUUAAUAUUUUAUCUUUAGAACCAUCUAAAACUAGAGUGGUCAAGACAAUUGUUGAAGAGCUGGUGGAUGGCAAAAUAAUCUCAUCAAAAGUCCAGUCAGUUGAAGAAAGGCCAACUAAAUAAGCAACAUGAAAAUGGAACAGAGGAUCCUCUUAUAUGUACCUAUAGACAGAUCCAAAAACAAAGAAGUGUUCUGGACAAAUGUAGAAU
Trachemys scripta elegans is the source of this 1604-nucleotide messenger RNA. RefSeq names its product keratin 24 (gene KRT24). Gene Ontology annotation, molecular function: structural molecule activity. The record is from RefSeq and is a predicted model, not a curated record. Bases 24 to 1517 code for a protein of 497 amino acids. NCBI's taxonomy places the organism in Eukaryota, Metazoa, Chordata, Testudines, Emydidae. The transcript is spliced from 9 exons.